AUGGCGAUCACUCGCAGCGCAAGCAAAAGAGCAGAUAGUCAGGCCCCUGGAUCCCAUCCAGGGUCGUCGAACAUUAAGCGCGAAGACGACGGAAACCUAGUGAGUUCCAUUCGCUACUGGUGGGGUUUCAUCACGAUUUACAUGUAUUCUAUUCAUAAAGAGAGAUUCAGCAAACGGAAGGAGCAGCGCCAGCAGAUCGCUGCGUUACGGAAGCAGAUCGCCGAGGCCAGCGCAGCGAAACAGCGUCUGAUCGAACGUAACCGGGACCUUCGAUAUCGGCUGAAAGAAGUCACUGAAUGCCUUCAAGAUGCCGUGAAGACUGUCGAAGCUAUGCGCAAUUCCUUGUUGAAGACAGGAAACUACAGCGAGGAACUGCAUGAGCGCAUGAUGGAAGAAUUGAAGGACAUCAACGUCUACAAGAGCGACGACUCAGACUGUAACAGCGUUGGCUCGUAUGAUGGCGCGUGA
This is a messenger RNA of Coprinopsis cinerea okayama7#130, 468 nucleotides long. RefSeq lists its product as hypothetical. Lineage: Eukaryota; Fungi; Basidiomycota; Agaricomycetes; Agaricales; Psathyrellaceae. The record is from RefSeq and is a predicted model, not a curated record. The transcript has 6 exons. Bases 1 to 468 code for a protein of 155 amino acids.